GCUUCUGAUUAGAGUGAGGGAGGAAAAAGACACCACAACUUCAUAGAAAACUACAUCAGAACCAUUUCGGAAUGAAGCAGGAAUGGCUGAGACUAUUCUUUGUCACAAUCAGCGGCUUCUUGAUUUUUCUCUCUGCCAGAAACAAUACCAAACUUCCAAAGCAACAAACAUCAAGUGAUCUUGGUAUGGUUAUGGAUCCUUGCAUCAAUGUUACUGAUGAUGGAAACAUAUCUUUAGCACUGAGAACAGGGCGUGAGCCUUUGAAAGCUCGUUCAAUCCAAUCUGAGUUCAAACGCAAUCCAAACCACUUGAUCUUUGCUCGAGUUCCAAAAACGGGUACAACAACUCUGACUUUUCUAAUGCGCGAAAUAUUUCGACACACUUACGUAAAGAAUGUGACUAAUCCGGGAUUUCGGCAUUCCUCAACACCAAAACAUCAGGAGUUUUUCGUCAAGCGCUAUUUUUCUCGCCCAAAUGAAAAGAAAGCAUUCUUGUCGCACAUCCGGUUCAUUGACUUCCGAGCAUUUAAUCGAACACCACCAAUUUGGAUAUCUCAAGUUCGUGAUCCAUCGGAAAGGUUUAUUUCUCGAUACCAUUUUGUGCGAAGACGAGACCGCUUAGGUUUUCAGACUUUACUGAAGAAACGAGGACUUUUGGAAGCUGAAAAAUGGCAUAAUAUGAGUGUGGAUUAUUGUGUUAGCCGAGGCCUACCUGAAUGCAUUCUGAAACCUCGACAAGAAUACGAGCCUUCCCCUAUCACUUAUUUAUGUGGCUUUGAUUCCGAAUGUUCCCGCCACGGAUCUCGGUGGGCUUUAGCAAAAGCGAAAGCAAAUGUUUUGGAGCAUUUCUCGAUGGUGGGUGUUUUAGAGGAGUUUCAACAAUCCCUGGAGAUUAUGGAGAGGAACGUCCCCCAAUUAUUGCAAGACAUAUCGAAACAGGAAGUUCCAAAGAAAAACGAAACUCCCAGGCCAAAUCACAUCAAUGAAACAACGAGAGAGAUUUUAAAAAGCAAACUAGCUUUGGAAUAUGACUUAUAUGAGUUCAUAAAAGCGACAUUUUUAUCGAGGAAUUAAACAUUUCUGUAUUUUU
Messenger RNA from Tigriopus californicus, 1089 nucleotides. Its product is annotated as uronyl 2-sulfotransferase-like. Bases 72 to 1073 code for a protein of 333 amino acids. The transcript is spliced from 5 exons. Lineage: Eukaryota; Metazoa; Arthropoda; Copepoda; Harpacticoida; Harpacticidae. Gene Ontology annotation, cellular component: membrane. The record is from RefSeq and is a predicted model, not a curated record. Gene Ontology annotation, molecular function: sulfotransferase activity.